Soboliphyme baturini is the source of this 222-nucleotide messenger RNA. Lineage: Eukaryota; Metazoa; Nematoda; Enoplea; Dioctophymatida; Soboliphymatidae. The record is from the annotation of a GenBank genome assembly.
AUGGCGAUUUUUUUUAUUCUAGCUCAGACUGUGGUUAUAGCCAGCAAGAUCUUUGGUAAGGAACUGGUGGAAUAUCUGACGAAAACUUUUCCGGCCUUGCGUGAUGUCAUUCAAAACUGCCUGAUCGCUGUCAACAUGGAAUACAUAGCGGAUAUGCAUGCGAAUCUAAAACUCUUUGAAGGUAUUGAAAUAGCAGUAAUGCCUCCGUUCAGCGGAGGAUGA